This is a messenger RNA of Adineta steineri, 222 nucleotides long. The record is from the annotation of a GenBank genome assembly. NCBI's taxonomy places the organism in Eukaryota, Metazoa, Rotifera, Eurotatoria, Adinetida, Adinetidae.
AUGAAUCGUAUUCGUUCUGUUCCACCACAAAUUGGUCAUGUACGUGAUCUAAGUAUCUUCGGCUUGAGCCAUAAUAAAUUGGCUAGUUUACCUUCAGAUCUCCUUGAUGUUACUACACUUCAUCGUUUAGAUAUUCGUAGUAAUCGUUUUAGUAUUACUAAUUUACAAAUAAUUGCUGCUAAAUUCAAUACAACAAAUCCAGAUUUAACUUUACAAUAUUAA